Molecule: messenger RNA, 2083 nt
Organism: Jatropha curcas
Lineage: Eukaryota; Viridiplantae; Streptophyta; Magnoliopsida; Malpighiales; Euphorbiaceae
Product: ARM repeat superfamily protein
Molecular function (GO): protein binding
Source: RefSeq, a predicted model, not a curated record
GUUAGUCAGAAGAUAAGCACAGAUAACAGAUAGAAUAGAUAGAUGUGCAGCUAGUAUCUCAUGUGCUUCUCUCUCUUGACGGAAAAAUUCAUCUCUUAGAUUCUGCAUUUGGAGAUACCAUAUGGGUUUGUUUCAAAGUCAUUAAUAAAACACAAAAAAGAGAAAACAAAAUGAGACAGGAAAAUCCAAUACACGACCAGACCUCAUCAGAAUCUUCAUCGACGUCGACAUCCAUUCUCAGGGAAGCUAUUGAGGUUGUAUCUUCUUUAAUCUCCUUUUCUCAUGGAACUAGAGUUUUUGCAGUGAAAUGGCAACUAUUAAGAAACAAGUUAGAAGAGCUACAGACAAGCCUAAUCGCUAUGGAGAAUUGCGAUUCCAAUCAAAACACAUUGCUGUCAAGUCUCAUGUCUGCUAUAAUAGAAGCUGCCAACAACUGCAACGAUCUUGCUCGAAGAUGUGUGGAUCUUUCAUACAGUGGAAAGCUUUUGAUGCAGAGUGAUUUGGAUGUAAUGGCUGCAAAGUUCGAUCAGCUUGUGAAAAAUUUAUCUGGGAUUUGUACUGCAGGCAUUUUAACUCAAGGGUUUGCCAUUGUUGUGUCUAAGCCUGGAGUCAACGCUUCUAAAGAUGACAUGAGGUUUUAUGUUAGGGAUCUGUUUACCAGGAUGAAGAUUGGUGAUACUCAAAUGAAAAGACAAGCGUUGGUCAAUUUAAAUGAGGUUAUUGCAGAAGAUGAGAAAUAUGUGAAGGUAAUUGUUGAAGUUGGCGACAUUAUGCACGUAUUGGUUAAUCUUCUUGACUCAUCUGAAAUUGGAAUUCAAGAAGAGGCUGUAAAGGUUGUUUCUUUAAUUUCUGGGUUUGAUUCUUGCAAGUCUGUAUUAAUUGGUUCUGGGGUUAUAGGUCCUUUGGUUAGGGUUUUGGAAAGCGGUAGUGAAUUGGGAAAAGAAGCUUCCGCUAGAAGUUUACAGAAAUUGACUGAGAAUUCUGAUAAUGCUUGGUCAGUUUCAGCUCAUGGUGGUGUCACGGCUUUAUUAAAAAUGUGUUCUUUUGGUGAUUGUAGAGCAGAACUUAUUGGUCCUGCUUGUGGGGUAUUGAGAAAUCUUGUUGGUGUUGAAGAAAUUAAAAAAUUUAUGAUUGAAGAAGGUGCUGUUACUAGAUUUAUCAAGCUUUCAAGAUCGAAAGACGAAGCUGUGCAAAUAAGUUCAAUUGAAUUCCUUCAAAAUAUUGCUUCUGGAGAUGAAUCAGUUAGGCAAUUGAUAGUUAGAGAAGGUGGAAUUCGCGCGUUAGUACACCUUCUGGAGCCAAAAAUUACAUCCACAUAUAAAUCUAGAGAGAUUGCAUUAAGGGCGAUUGAAAAUUUGUGCUUCUCUUCAACAAAUUGUAUUAGCAUAUUGACAAGUUACGGGUUUAUUGAUCAGUUGCUUUUCUUUCUCAAAAAUGGAGAUGUUUCAGUUCAAGAAUUGGCGCUUAAAGUAGCAUUUAGGCUAUCAGGAACAUCAGAGGAAGCAAAUAAAGCAAUGGGAGAUGCCGGUUUUAUGGCUGAAUUUGUCAGAUUUCUUGAUGCAAAAUCAUUUGAAGUUAGAGAAAUGGCAUCAGAGGCACUUACAAGCAUGGUUUCAGUGCCCAAAAAUCGGAAAAGAUUCAUACAAGAUGAUCGCAGCAUUGCCUUUCUUCUUCAAUUGCUUGAUCAAGAAGAGGCAAAUUCAGCAGGUAAUAAAAAGUUCUUACUUUCCAUAUUAAUUUCAUUGACAAGUAGCAACAGUGGAAGAAGAAAGAUUGUCAACUCUGGUUAUUUGAAGAAUAUCGAGAAACUUGCUGAAGCUGAAGUUUCAGAUGCAAAAAGACUUGUCAGGAAACUAUCUACAAAUAGAUUCCGUAGUAUGUUGAGUGGAAUAUGGCAUUCUUGAAUGUAAUUUCUUUUUAAAUUUUUUUUUUAGGUUCUUUUUUCACUGUAUAUUUUACUUAAGCGGGUUCAAAUUUACAUAAUUUUCGAAGUCUUGCACUUUGUUUCUAAAUAGACUUUUUUGGCUUAAUUUGUAACUAUAUUUAGUACCUAGUGAAAAGAUAUAACAUAUUAUAUUGAACA